CACAUGGCGAUAGUUGAGGUCUACCGAGCUAGGUGGCAGCCACCAGGCUGUCUGCGGUAUGCAAGAGUCCCGCUUCGACGAGACGCCUGCUUAGAUGUUUGCGCCUUCGGUAAUCUUUUUCUCUUCUUUUUCGCUCAACUGUAAAGAAUGUAAACGUUUUGGUUGCUCCUGAUUUUGCAACAAACCUUUGACAGACCCUCAAUGGAUCAACACGAAAAUGGCAUAGGCACCCCAAGUGGAGAUGAAGUCCCGCUGGACAAUCCAAACACGCAGGAUGUACAAGAGACGCGUCUGAUUAUCGGUCUGGAUUAUGGAACAACUUUUACUGGUGUCGCAUAUGCAACACCAAGCGGAGCACAAAUUUCCCUCGGAAAGAUCGACGUGAUAACAGACUGGGGCCCGAAGAUGGACAACCACGAGAAAGUCCCCAGCGUCAUCUCCUAUUCUCGGUCGAGCGAACGAAAUGAGCAGCAGUGGGGAAGUAGCCUCAGCCCGGAUGCUGUGGCUAUGGUUCACACCAAGCUUGAACUUGGGAUACAGAACGUACUCGGCGAACUGGAUAUGACAUUACAAGUUCUGGAUGGUAUGAACAACCUUAACUUCGACACUACAUUCAUGGGAAAGGGAAGCCAAGACCUUCCGCCAUACUCGCACAAGAGCCCAGAAGAGAUCGUGUCCGACUAUCUGACGAAAAUUUUCCAAUGGCUGGAGCAAGAGGUGGAGAAAUUCGACACGGUACUGCGUAAAUACACAGCUACCGAUAUAGUCGUCACUAUACCUACAGAGUGGUCUUACAUGGCCAUGAACUCUACCUUUCGAGCGCUAUCGAAAGCUGGCUUCAACAGAAGAAACUUCCCAAUGCUGGAGGACGUCUUAUUUAUCACCGAGCCCGAAGCUGCGGCUCUCUAUACAGCACGUCACUAUAGAGAUAGUAAGGGUGAAGACUUCUUACAAGAAAAACAGUACUUCAUCCUUUGCGAUGCUGGCGGAGGUACGGUUGAUGUAGUAUCAUAUAGGGUCCGAGCAUUGCAUCCGGUUCUACAGCUGGAUCAGAUUGGGGUACCUACCGGUCGAAAAUGCGGAUCGAUAUUCAUCAACCAAAGAUUUAAAGAAUGGAUCCGCUGGCUGCUCGGAGAUGAAGCGUAUCGGCAGCUUGACCCCAACCUGGACAUAGAGAGAAACGCGACUCAUGCAUCUGAAACCCCAGCGAUGAGAGCCUUGAUGAAGAAGUUCGAUGCACUGAAGAAGAACUUCAACAAUGAAUCCCGCGAGGUCCGCUUAAAUCUUCCUCCACCUCUGCAGAACCUUGUCAUACCGAAUAAGGUAGAUCAAGGGCUGAUAACAAUACCGAGGGUGGCAAUGGAACAUUUCUUCGACAAGUGUAUCAACGAGAUCGUUCAGCUGAUCAAGAGGCACAUCGCCAGAAUUGAGAGGUAUGGCAGUCGCCCAAAGAAUCUUUUCUUGGUAGGCGGCUUUGGUGAGUCCGAGUAUCUGCAAUAUCACCUUGAGGACACUCUGGUAGAGCAGGACUGGAACAUGCAGUUCCGACGACCUGAUGAAUCGUGGACAGCAGUUGUCCGAGGCGCAGUCGUCUGUGGCGUCGAAAAAGCUAGCAUCAAAAAUUUGCGAAGGACCAACGCAUGUCGCCAUAGUUAUGCCGUCUGUCUGGAUGAGUUGUUCAGCAGAAUGAACCACUCGGAGCAGGAUGCCACUCAGCUCAAUGGGCAGAACCUAGCCGCCUCACAGCUAAUCUGGCUGCUCAACAAGGGUGACCUCAUUCUCUCAGACCAGCCCUGCAAAGAGGAGAGGGAGUUUGACCUCAGACUGGCAAAACUAAGACAGGACGUCAUUGAGCUUGAAAUCUACCGCAGCACAAGCGAAGAGAAACAACGGCCGACCCGCUUCAGAAACGCCCGAGAUGAGCUCGAAGUAGCUUGCACUCUGAAGAUUGACCUUUCGAAGUUGCGAUUUGAGAGCAACCGCCCAGGCGUACUUCGCAAAAUUGGUACAACUACAGUCUACCAGACGACUCUGAAGAUCGUACUGGAGCUAUUCUGGGAUUCGCUAGAGGCAUCUAUCUGGUGGCAGGAUAAAGAGUUGACCAGAAGCCCUGUAGCAUACUAAUGUAGUUACUAGGGUAGCUGUUAAUGCUGACUAUGAACUGUUGUCUUGUUUACGCGCCAUUGUGAGCC
Messenger RNA from Macroventuria anomochaeta, 2192 nucleotides. Its product is annotated as actin-like ATPase domain-containing protein. The coding region runs from base 202 to 2124 and encodes 640 amino acids. NCBI's taxonomy places the organism in Eukaryota, Fungi, Ascomycota, Dothideomycetes, Pleosporales, Didymellaceae. The transcript is spliced from 5 exons. The record is from RefSeq and is a predicted model, not a curated record.